UAAACGCGAGCAGGGCGUGUUUAUGUCGGGUCUCUGGAACCACAUCUGGACCGCAAUAACGCUCGCCUCAAGCCUCAAAAACACUUGACAUGGACCAAUGAGACAAAAGCGCUUCAUAAGAAUACGUGAAAUGCAAAAAUGUGAUCUUGACUUGUUGCUCCGCUGCCACAACGCAGAUGACAGACUUAAUGACGGCGUUCACGGUGAUCCCCGGCCAAUCCACAUGCCCCGGAGACCAGCGCGCGAAAGGUGUCCAGUACCGGUCGACCUGUCACCUGUGCCGAGAGAGUCACAAAACUCAGGUCUGGCUUUGUUUCUUAGUUCUGAGUCUCCUGAGUACAUCUACGUGUGCUGCUCCUUAUAAUACAACCGUAAAUCUACAGAUGUGCUUGAAAGGCUUGGAUAAACUGAAAAAUGCCAUUGAGAGAUCUGAAGCGAUGCUGUAUGCUCCGUCAAAUAAUGACAUUAAAGAAAACUGUAAAAGAAUGUCACUCAAAUGUUACUUGAUGGAGUUGGUGAUGGUCAUCAUUGAAGAAGAAAUUCAGGAUGCUGAAACACAUUGCAUCCUAGAUUUUAAUGAAGACCUGCCUCCAUUGGACAAGCAGCCUGCAGCUUACCCUGUUGACUGUCCACCAUGUGAAGCAUACACACUUAAAAAUAUUACAGUAUUCAUGGGAAGAUUCAAUAGCCUUUUGCAAGAAAUGAUUAGUUCGACAAUAAUACAGUAGUACAGAAAUACAGUAUAAGCUACUAAUGUGUAUUUGUAAAUAUUUGUAAAGAAUUGUGGCUGUUUAUAUUUUGUAAAUAUCAAACUUGUAACUAAGUGUGACAAAGCAUGCCGUCCUGUAUUUUAGAAUAUAAGUUGGAAAUGGAUGACAGAACAGUAUCUUAAGCCAUUGAUUGUUUAUAACUGCACAUGAAGUCUCCGUCACUGUGUAUCUUGCCUUUAGUACAGUUUUGAGAGAAGUAACAGGAAGUAGCAACAUGUACUGUAUACAGAAUGUAUAAUAUUAUUAAGCUCACUGCUAAGCACUACUGAAUGUGACACCUAUUAUACAGUGUAUGCCUAAUGAACUCAAGUAUCUUCAGAAUUGUUGCUCAAUCCAGUAAAUAAUACCACAACUA
This is a messenger RNA of Anarrhichthys ocellatus (wolf-eel), 1125 nucleotides long. RefSeq names its product interleukin-15-like. The transcript is spliced from 6 exons. The record is from RefSeq and is a predicted model, not a curated record. Gene Ontology annotation, molecular function: cytokine activity; cytokine receptor binding. Bases 177 to 728 code for a protein of 183 amino acids. Gene Ontology annotation, cellular component: extracellular region. Lineage: Eukaryota; Metazoa; Chordata; Actinopteri; Perciformes; Anarhichadidae. Gene Ontology annotation, biological process: positive regulation of immune response; positive regulation of tyrosine phosphorylation of STAT protein; positive regulation of cytokine production.